Chaetomium fimeti is the source of this 1449-nucleotide messenger RNA. Its product is annotated as Ssl1-like-domain-containing protein. Gene Ontology annotation, biological process: nucleotide-excision repair; DNA-templated transcription; regulation of transcription by RNA polymerase II. Gene Ontology annotation, cellular component: transcription factor TFIIH holo complex; transcription factor TFIIH core complex. NCBI's taxonomy places the organism in Eukaryota, Fungi, Ascomycota, Sordariomycetes, Sordariales, Chaetomiaceae. The record is from RefSeq and is a predicted model, not a curated record. Bases 1 to 1449 code for a protein of 482 amino acids. The transcript has 3 exons. Gene Ontology annotation, molecular function: zinc ion binding.
AUGGCCGACUCGGACGGCGAAUACGUUGGGGACCUCUCGGAUGACGAACUCGGCGAUCCCCGCGUGGCCUCCGCUGCGGAUGGUAGCUCCUACGGUACUCGAUCCAAGGCCGGCCGCGGCAAUAGGAAGGCAGGCGAUGGCCGUAAAAAUGGCCGUUCGAAGGCGGCAUGGGAAGACAUUAAACGGUCGUGGGAGCAUGUGGUCGAGACGGAAGAUGGGAGCAUCACCGUCGGGGCACUCCUCGAGGCCGAGAAGCGACGUCGGCUCAUGCGCGACACGACUCCGUUCCAGCGUGGCAUCAUCCGACAUGUGAUGCUGGUGCUCGACAUGAGCUUCGCCAUGGCCGAAAAGGACCUGCUACCGAACCGGUACCUGCUAACGCUCAAUUACGCCGUCGACUUUGUGCGGGAGUACUUUGAACAAAACCCGAUUAGCCAGCUGGGAAUUGUGGGAAUGCGCGAUGGCAUCGCCGUCAGGAUCAGCGACAUGGGCGGGAACCCCGCGGAGCACAUCGAGAAACUGCGGAUAUGGGCCGAGCAGCAGGAGCCGCAGGGCAAUCCAAGUCUGCAAAACGCCCUGGAGAUGUGCCGCGGCGCAUUAUUCCACACCCCCUCCCACGGCACGCGCGAAGUCCUCAUAAUCUACGGCGCCCUCCUGUCCAGCGACCCCGGCGAUAUCCACGACACCAUCACCCAGCUCCUGGCCGACCGCAUCCGCGUCUCGAUCGUGGGCCUCGCCGCGCAGGUGGCCAUCUGCGAACAGCUCUGCAGCCGCACCAACGGCGGCGACCCCUCCAACUACGCCGUCGCCCUACACGAGCAGCACUUCCGCGAGCUCUUCCUCGCCGCCACAACUCCACCAGUCUGCCGCCUGCCCGCCGAGUGCCCCGUGUGCGCCCUCACCCUCGUGCUCAGCACCCACCUCGCCCGCUCCUACCACCACCUGUUUCCGCUGCGCGGCUGGGUCGAGGUGUCGUGGGCGGAUGCUGCGCGCCGGGUUGCGGGUGGGGUUGGGAGUGGGACUGGGGGUGGUGGUGGUGGUGGUGGUAGUGGUGCCUGCUUUGCUUGCCUGGCUGCUUUUCCGCCCGUGCCGUCGCUGUAUAGUGGCAGUGGUGGGGGGGAGGAUAAGGCGGGGGGGCAGGGCGCUGCUGGCGCUGCUGGUGCUGCUGCUGCUGCUGCUGCGGAAGAGAGGACUGCGUUGGCGCCCGAGGCCAAGGCGGCUGGUGUCAGCGAGAGCGGCCGGUAUGCGUGCACCGUGUGCGGGAACCACUUCUGCAUCGACUGUGAUGUGUUUGCCCACGAGAUGAUCCAUAACUGCCCCGGCUGCCAGAGCGACACGCGCGGAGCGGAGGGGCAGGCGGCGGGUGGUGAGGGAGGGGCGGUGAAUGGACAGGCCCAGGCUCACGCCCUGGGGAAUGGCGCGAGUGAGGCGAUGGUUAUAGAUGCAUAG